AUGCAAUCGAGGCUCCGUGGAUUGAACAUUGAGAUCCACGACCUGCUAAUCGUCUUUAUACUUGUUGUCACUCACAUUGGCGCAUAUGCAAUCUCUCGAAUAGUCGUCCCCAAUGCUUGGCAGUUCCUGGGCAACUUCAUCCCCGGACCCCAGAUGUUUUCCCCGCGACCCAGUAUUCUAGCGUAG
Messenger RNA from Bipolaris oryzae ATCC 44560, 186 nucleotides. RefSeq lists its product as uncharacterized. The coding region runs from base 1 to 186 and encodes 61 amino acids. Lineage: Eukaryota; Fungi; Ascomycota; Dothideomycetes; Pleosporales; Pleosporaceae. The transcript has a single exon. The record is from RefSeq and is a predicted model, not a curated record.